AUGAAGAUUGCCAGUUACGAGGACGAGGCCACCGCGUACGUGUUGGUGUACUCCAUAGCCGACAAAAGGUCAUUUCGAAAAGCCUGCGACCAGCUACAACGAUUACGGGACGAGGAAAAUAACACCUGUCCCAUCAUUCUAGUUGGAAAUAAGAUGGACCUGGCCAGGGCUAGAGAAGUAUCUAUGCACGAUGGAAAGAUUGCCGCUUCCGACUUCUGCAGCAAAUUCGUGGAAACAUCCGCCACAUGGAAACACAACGUAGACGAACUGCUGGUCGGAACGCUUAAACAGAUAAGACUGUACGAGUCCGCGAUAGAAAAGGCUGAACAGGAGGCAAAAGCAUCAGGCAAACGCAAACAGAAGAAGAAGACACGAAGUCACACGAGUACUUAUCGCAGUUUCCGAAGAGCCACGAAGCGAUUCUUCGGGAGGCUUACGGGAAAGGGCGAGGACGCCGGAGUGGAUAGGACUUGUGAAGACUUAUACGCGCCUCUGCCUUCAAAGAACUAUUGAUAAAGAGACAAUUGUACUUGACUUUUCGAAAGUUGAAUGCAGCCUGAACCCUCGCCGGGUUUCGGGUGAGGAAAAGAACAAGUGAAAAGGGCGUGGUCCCCUUUCGAAGGCAGAAUAGGCCCCACCCCUAUUUAAAAUCAAAGUUGCAUUUUCAUUUAAGGCGUUCUGUUCUGACAGAAAUGCCAUCAAAAGGGGCCCGAUAUCUGUUCUUGAUAAACUAUACAAUGCAGAUGUUUAAUCGAAUUAGUCAACCAUUCUUCCCUGGUGCGUAUUUAAAAUACUAGUCACGCUUCUGUUGCAAUACCCAACUUUCCUUUCAAAUGCCUCGUUUUUAAGGCAAUGAACUUCAGCCUUUUUAGGGUUUGAUACAAGACUGCUAUUAGGAAGAAGAAUUUUCUUAGAGUGCGGCCACCAUAAUGAAUGUACAGUAAAACAAGAGAGAAUUUUUUCUCGUGGAUACUUUCUCAAUUUUAUGUACAGAUGUGUAUAUUGCAAACAACUAACCUCCGUUACUCCCGGUUUUUAUACUUCUGGAUGAUAGCGAAAUAUUAACAUCCAAUUGGGAUAAAUGUGUUUUUGAAUUUCCUGGAUAUAAAUAGAGUCCAAUUUAGCUUAAUUUCAA
This is a messenger RNA of Lingula anatina, 1135 nucleotides long. RefSeq lists its product as uncharacterized. Gene Ontology annotation, cellular component: plasma membrane. Gene Ontology annotation, molecular function: GTPase activity; calcium channel regulator activity; GTP binding. Lineage: Eukaryota; Metazoa; Brachiopoda; Lingulata; Lingulida; Lingulidae. The record is from RefSeq and is a predicted model, not a curated record.